AUGCAGCAAACAACACGGGGAGUUAGUGGGGUCGCGAGAGCAGUCACCACAACCCAUGAGGCAGAAUUUGCGGUGUCGAGUAGCAUUACAGUAAGAGAGGAGUACAAGGUGAAGCUCCGUGCACUGCUCUCAAGCAUUGCUCCAACUUCAUGGACGGAGACACUAGUUAGACAACCGAAUUGUACGGUUUUUACGAAAUCCAACCAGCAGAAAACAACGCGUACGGGAUAUCAGUCCCCAGACGUUGUGAAAGGCAAAGAAAUCCACAUCUUGGGUGAUUUACUCCUACUUACACGGGCGGCUUCGGUGGAUGUCGUGGAGAACAUAGAGAUUUGGCGAAAAAUUGUUCACGAUGGAAUUCCUCAGCCAUACAUUUACAAACGCGAAAACUAUCUGCUAAGCAUGUGUGAAGAUCUCGACUUUCUGGACCAGGUUGGAGAUUUAGUGGAGUGGCUUGGAUUCGGUCUUCUUCGCAAUCCAUUCAUCGUCGACAGGGCUCUCGACGAUAUCGUCAGUUCCCGACUUCAAAUUAAUGUUCAUGAAGAUCGCUCGCUGAAAUAUUGGAGCUCUGGUAGCUGGCGACAGAAUAAGAGGCUUGCCAAUAAGAAAGAUACUGCUCUAUCGUCAUUGAAGCCAGUGGAACCCCAGCUAACUUCAGUUUGUAAGACCCACUGGAAGAAGUACACACCUCCACAGCCUCUAGUAAAGCCUUUGGUUGGCAUUAGCCCUGAAGGUGAGGUAGUGAGUGGGUCGCGUACUGUUGCUGCUCAGCAAAUACUACUGGAUGAAGAGAGUUUGCACGGCAGGAUGCAGGCACUGAAGGCAGUUGAAGAGUACGUGGGCCGAGGACCAUCGGUGUUUGAACACAACAGUGUCGAUAAGAACGCAGAGUCUCCAGUAGUGUACGAGGUGAUUGCAGCGUUGAACUCCCUCCAGAAGGGCUGCCGCGAGAAGUACCGACAAAAGACACUCAGCUAUAUUGCUACGUUGGUAGAAAAAAUGGAGCAAUGCCUUGUAGUGCUAAAGGGAGAGGAGAAUCACUUUGACCAGGCAUUGGAAACGUGCAAAUAUCGGAUGAACGAGCUGAGGAUGGAGAAGGAGAAGCUACGAAUGACUAGGCAGAACAAGAAAAAGGAAGAAGAAGCGGUAAGACGUGAAGGAAUCUGUAAAAAGACGGAAGAACGUAGUGUGAUGCUGCGAUCGAAAAAAAGAAAGCCGCAGAUGCUGCACCAGGCCUGUCCCGAGUCUGAUCCAGAGGUGACACGUAACACCUUGUACGGUGACAUCACAGCGGACAUUGAAAGCGAUAUUCAUGUGAUCAUAAAGAAGGAAUCCAGGGUUCCUGAGUUAAACCGCGAGACUUUAAAUCUUCAGCUGGAAGAGAAACGUCAACGGAUGGUUUAUCUUAAACGAGCGCGUAUUGAGCAACAAGCUCGCAUUGCAAAGGAAAACAAGCACAUGGUAAAUUCCAGACGUGCUGAAAAUGUGGCUAUGAAAUAUGAAGACACUGUAUCUCGAUUAACGGAGCGUGAAGCAAAGAGAAAGGCACAACUGAGGGCUCAAAAAGAACUAAUGAAUCGAGUGGCAUCGUGCGCUAUGUUUAAGUGUGUGCACGAAAUGAACGGGAAACGAUUUUUGAUUUCUGUGCACACUCGGAACCCUCGUGGGUACGAUUUGGAGGGACUUCGUAUCAUUGCGUACGACCCAAUUUCGUCUGCUACAUUCACUCUGAUAAUGACACUUCGAGAAUUCAAUUCACUUGGAUAUGGCUGCACGAGCGAAGGAUUGGGGACAUUCUGUAAGUGGCUCUGUUUGCUGUACGAGAAACGACGUCGACAGUUCCGACUUGUCUGGUCUGGGGCCUCAUGUCCUCGUCCACUUCGGAUACGCGAAAACGACCAAACGCUCGUCUGUCUUCAUAAAGAAGGGAUGAAAAUGAGAAGCUCAGCGACAAACAGCUAUUUGCUCGUGGCUGUGUAUGUGAGAACGGAUGACCGGUCGAGUGUUCGCUUUGUAGUGGGAUUGUGGCGUAACCACGAUUAUUUACUUACGGAGCAUGAGGUUGCAGCUCGUUGCUUGGUUAUUGGUAGUGAACUGGAUGUCCAGUGGAGAUCUACUGAUCAUGCAGUAAUAGUAUGGAAACACCAUGAGGGUACAUUCAAGAAUGAGGAGAAAGAAAUUACGAUAACGUUUCCAACUACCGAUAUCGGACAGAGAAUUUAUUCGAGCGAAGUUAUUGUGAAUCGCAUAAGAUAUGCCGUUCACAUGUACGAUACAAGUGAUACCGAGUACACGGUGGAGCUUAUCCCAAAACCCAGGAAAGGUGACGCUGUACAACAAGUAAUUUCUUCGUCUGUAAACAAGCUGACACUCUACAAACGCACAGUCAACCCGUAUAACGUCCAUCUUUCAUCAUCGAAUUUUGCAGAUUUACUAUCGUUGAUACGCUUCGAACAGACUCCACUUCUAGAACCAACGAAGGAGUCUAGCCAGGCUUUUCAUUUUAAGUGGAAGGCGACUAUAUCUCCUAAAUGGGCAGAAAAGCUGGCGAACUACGUCCGUGUGCUACGUCUCGCUAAAUACGCGUGUAAAAUCAGCGGUGUUUUCUGCUUUAUCGCGGUCUUUAUCGUCCAGCAAAAGACGGAAUUCCGAGCACAUUUACUGUUCGAAAUCACGUGGCUCCGUCCAACUCUAUCGUCGCAAUUUUCACUAGGAGGUUUACCAACACGCCAGUCCCUCCGUAUCACACUAUCUGAUUAUCUUCGCUGUUCUAAUGCUUUGCGUCGAUUUGCUGCUGGUUUGGCAAACAGCGAAGAUGAGGAGUGUCCUUCGUGCUUAGCCUACACCAACGCACGUACGAAAUUAUUCGAGCACCCGGUGCCUGAGACAUCACCCGAGCACUUGUCAAGUUGUUCCAAUUGUGCCAUAAUUCAACAUCGCCGGCUACAUGCAGUCAAAGAACUUAUCAUUCAUGCAGGUGCUAUAGCGCCCGAGGCAUUGGAAGUGAUCUACCAUGGAUACUGUGAACGACGUGCAGCGCUUCUUCCACCAAUAAUUAUCGUUGUUGCAUCUACAAUGUCUUCAUCCAUGAUAAUGUGGUUGCUACCAUUGUUGGAGCAUUAUUUUGCGUCUUUCGACUGCAGCAAAAAUGGUUUCUUGCAUUUUGAAAACGAUGGUCAUACAGUUAGUGAAGAAGGUAUUCAUGCACGAGAAACCCUUUUGCAUGUACUAGCACGGGAUCAAGUCGCUGUCCUUUUCAACGCUAACUGUGGUGUGACGGUGGAAAACGCCAACGUGUUCGUGCAUGAGCUGCAUUGGUGGCUGUACCCGGACAACCACGAUCUUCCCUGUCACGUGGCAUAUAUUGUAGGUGACAAUAAUGAUGUCAGUCGAGAUUCCCGCGACAACGACCUCCUAGAAGCUUUACAGUCAUUAAACCACGCAGCUUGUCAGAUAGCCGAGCUCGAUCCUGUAUGUCUAGACGACGGCGAUAGCGAGAGUGACCGUGCGUCUGCUUUUGAUGCUUAUCUGGUAGCAGAGGCUGUGCUGGUUGAGGCUACGCGAGUGCUACUUCACCCUGAGUAUUCGUGGCAGAAACCCCGGGAAAUCAUCGGGGCUUCCAGCUGGAGCUCGGCGUGCAGCUUUUUACUGGAUCCAGCUCAACUAAGCGGCUAUUUAGUGCAAUGCAACCCACUGAAGCUUAGUGUAAAGACGGUAGAAGUUCUGGAGGCGUAUUUUGCUCACGCAAAAUGGCCGCGUGAUUACCUUGACGUUCGGCCAGUUUUCUUUGGGCUAUUGGCAUUCAUGAUGCACCUCCAGCAUGUACGACGAAUUCUAGCUUCGAGAAGCGGUUCACUGCACAAUUCGUUGCACCUCACUGCGCAAGACGGGAUUGUUGUUGAACGCGAGCAGCUCGCUAAAAACACCAGUGUCAUCGAUUGUUCCCAUGUGGCGGAGACACCUCCAUGCUGA
Molecule: messenger RNA, 3972 nt
Organism: Phytophthora nicotianae INRA-310
Lineage: Eukaryota; Oomycota; Peronosporomycetes; Peronosporales; Peronosporaceae
Exons: 3
Coding region: 1-3972 (1323 amino acids)
Source: RefSeq, a predicted model, not a curated record